Trichomonas vaginalis G3 is the source of this 477-nucleotide messenger RNA. RefSeq lists its product as uncharacterized. The transcript has a single exon. The coding region runs from base 1 to 477 and encodes 158 amino acids. The record is from RefSeq and is a predicted model, not a curated record. Lineage: Eukaryota; Parabasalia; Trichomonadida; Trichomonadidae.
AUGAUAAGUUGGUGCUCAUCUUUUUGGUAUAAGACAUGCUGUUCACAUUGCUGCAGUAAGGAGAAAUGCAACAAUUCUGAAUCAUGUGAUUGCUGUGGAGAAUUUCGAUGGUAUUUGCAUUCUAUGGAAAACUAUGAUGACCAUAAAUACAAACAAUGGUGCUGCGCUAGGUUAAACAGAUAUUGCUUCCAGUGCUGCAAGGAAUGUGAUUCAGAUAUGUUACGUUGUUGCUGGAUUUAUGUUUUUAUUCAAGGAAUAGCAUUCAUUGCAUUGGCGCCUUUUAUUGCAAUUUCUCUCUGCUGUCAUACAUGUUAUCCUUGUGAUGAUGCAGAAGAACAAUGGGAAAAUGAUACAGCAGCUAUUAUUGAUUCAGAAGAAUAUGAUCAAUUAUCAACAAGAAGAAAAAUUGAUGAAAUUAGAAACAAAAAGACUUCUGAAGUUGUUGCACCAGUUGCAGAAACACCAAUUAAUGUAUAA